AUGUCUCAACAAAUCGCACAAGCAAAAUCAAUGGCAAACUUAUUACAUGGAAGGACUCUACGCCCAAGAGGCCCAACACCAGGUCCGUCAGUAACUAAGAAGAAUAAGACUGAAAAUAAGAGAGAAGAAUCGAAGAGUCAAAAAGGAAAGAAGAAAGUGCAAGAAGUUGAACAAGUUGGAAUAGAAAAUACGUUAGAAGGUCAAAUCGAAGAAUACGGUGGGAAGUCAGCGGUAGAAGUCAAGCAAGAAGAAUUGGAAAAGAGAAUGAAUGAAGACAUACAUGAAGAACUCGAAAGCAGAGGUGGUGAUAUAGAUGAGAGAUUGAACGAAGCGAUGGAAGUCGAAAACAAAGUUGGAGAGAUAGAUCAUCACCAACCGUUAAUUGGUUUCGGAAGAACUCACCCGGCAGAUAAGCCUUGGGAUGAUGAGGCAUUUAGCGGUGAGGCACAAGCAGCUAUGUUAACAGGCCGUUUGGUGUCACAUUUGGCGACACAAGUGAUUCCGAAUCUACCAGAUAAUAAGACGUUAGUUAGUAAUCAAAGCAAAACUGGCAUCAACCCCUUCUAUAAAGGGAGAAAUUACGACCCACAUUAUGUAAAACCGCCACAAAAUCAAAGUCAUAGAGGUGGAUUUAAUAACUCCAAUACGAACUCCGGUGACCAAACCAGACCUCAUCCUUACUACCAAAACCAAAACCAAUCUUAUGGUAAUGGGGGAGGUAGAGCAAUAAGUAGUGGCAGUUAUGGUAUGAAUGGCGGAAAUGUACAAAGUGGUUCAGGUUCAGGUCGGCCGUUGAUAGGAGCGGGUAGUUUUGUGAGAGGAAUGGGUGCUGAUAGAAGUGGAAAAGGACAAAAUGUUAGCAAGAAUAACACAACAUCAAAGUGA
Molecule: messenger RNA, 885 nt
Organism: Melampsora larici-populina 98AG31
Lineage: Eukaryota; Fungi; Basidiomycota; Pucciniomycetes; Pucciniales; Melampsoraceae
Exons: 2
Coding region: 1-885 (294 amino acids)
Source: RefSeq, a predicted model, not a curated record